Messenger RNA from Doryrhamphus excisus (bluestripe pipefish), 1255 nucleotides. It is a transcript of the gene rlbp1a, whose product is annotated as retinaldehyde binding protein 1a. Gene Ontology annotation, cellular component: membrane. The record is from RefSeq and is a predicted model, not a curated record. Gene Ontology annotation, molecular function: phosphatidylinositol bisphosphate binding. NCBI's taxonomy places the organism in Eukaryota, Metazoa, Chordata, Actinopteri, Syngnathiformes, Syngnathidae.
GUGGAAGCUUCCUUGUGCAUUCCUCUCAGCCUCCACUCCACUCCACGCCGCACCGCUCUACAGAAGCCAAGCUGCCGUGAGACCCCCCCUCCUCCAACAUGGCUGCUACCGGAUCUUUCCGUAUGGUGUCAGAAGAGGAGCAGGCCAUGAGGUCCAAGCUGGAGCAUCUGACAGUGAAGGACCACGGACCCGUGUUCGGCCCGUGCCACAAAAUGCCAGGACACACUGCUCAAAAGGCCAAGGAUGAGCUGCACGAGACGGAGGAAAGGAGGGCGUCGUCCAUCAAAGACCUGCGGGCCACCAUGAAGGACAGGGCGGGCGAUGGCGACGACCUAGCCAAGCUGGUCCUGGAGCGUUUCGGGGACAAGCCGGACUCCCUGAUGCUGCGUUUCCUCAGAGCCCGCAAGUUUGAUGUCGUCCGAGCCCACGAGCUCAUGAAGGGUUACGUUCGCUUCAGGAAGGAGUACCCCGAGCUCUUCGAGAACUUGACCCCCGAGGCGGUCCGCAGCACCAUCGAGGCGGGCUACCCCGUGGUGCUGCCCAGCAGGGACAAGUACGGCCGUGUGGUCCUGCUCUUUAACAUCGAGAACUGGGACCUGGAGGAGAUCACCUUCGAUGAGAUCCUCCGAGCCUACUGUGUGAUCCUGGAGAAGCUUCUUGAGAACGAGGAGACCCAGAUCAACGGUUUUGUCCUGAUCGAGAACUUUAAGGGCUUCACCAUGCAACACGCUUCAGGGAUUAAACCCGCCGAGCUCAAGAAGAUGGUGGACAUGCUGCAGGAUUCCUUCCCGGCCCGUUUCAAGGCGGUCCACGUCACUCACCAACCGUGGUACUUCACCACCACGUACAACGUGGUCAAGCCCUUCAUGAAGAGCAAGCUGCUGGAACGGGUGUUCGUUCACGGGGACGAGCUGGACGCCUACUUGAGAGAAUUUGACGCCGACAUCCUACCGGUUGAUUUUGACGGGAAAGGUUGCGUGACCGACUGCCGGGCCAUCGCCGCCAGGAUCUUCGGCUCCGAAGACACGGCUCUCUGAAAAGAAUCGGCGCUUUUGAAGCUGUAGCGCCACCUACUGACAUAUUUUAGAAGUAGAAAGCAGAAGAUGGUUGCCAGGUAGAAUAUGCAAACAAAGUUUGAUUUGUGGUCGGGAUGCGCUUUUUGUUUUGGUGUUUGCUUUAGAAAAACGGCCAUUUUUCUGUCUGAUGUGUGAUAAAAAUAAAAAAAAAACGAUUCAAUUUCAGGAUUUUUAUCACA